AACCUCCCAGUCGUUCCACACACCACCAUGAGUGAGUCAGUAGAAUCCCCAUCAUCAUCACAACCUGUGGACCAAGAACAGUCAUUCCCCUGCCCUACUGCCACAGCUCCUCGCAAACCAGUCCAGCUCCAGGAGAGGUAGAGAGACAUCCAUGAUAAUCAACAGUACUGUCAUUAUAUUUAUUCAACAAGGUUCCUGACCUUUUUGUCCUCUCUGUGGUUCCAUAUAUCCUCAGACGGGGCUCCAAUGUGUCCCUAGUGCUGGACGUGAGCAGUCUCAGCCUGUGUGCGGUGGAGCCCUUGUGCUCUAUCUCCACCCCCAGAGAGACCAUCCUCCACCUGCUGAGGACCUCAACACGCCCUCUGACCCCCGCUCAGCUGCAGGAGGCAUCUGACGAGACCAGCAGGCUGAACUCAGAGUACCAGGUUAAUAUCUACUCUAAUUGUACUGUAUGUGCAGAGAUUGACUGCAUGUAGGAUCAAGUGGAAUCUGGCCCCUUAGCCUGUCCAUUCUUUCCAACAGAAGAUUCCUCCAAACUUUGUCAACCCUGCAGAGCUGGACAUCCCAGGACGUGCUUUAAAAGACAGAUAUAAGACCAUACUGCCAAGUGAGUGCCUAAGUCAAAUGUCAAGUAUUAGAAAUAGUUGAUGAAUGCUGAAACACACUGGCACCCAGGCAAUAUAAAAUAACCAAUGUAAACACUAUAAUCAUGUUAACCAGAUCCUGAGACCCGUGUGUGUCUGAAGAACCCCGCAGCAGAGGAAGGGGGUGAGACUGAGAGAUACAUCAAUGCAAACUACAUAAAGGUUAGAAUCAUGCAUUAUUACAGCCACUUUCUUUAUUGGCCCAUUUUUGACACAACUGUGUCAUGCGAACUUAAAGUAAGAGUCAUACAAAUGGUGAGGAGAAAGUCAAGAAUACACACUGCACAGUGUUGUUAAAGCGGCAAUCAGCAGUUGAAACAAUAACAAAGCGUACUCCCCACUACUGUUUUGCAAUACAGCUGAGGGAUGAGGCUGGAGAAAUGUAACCACUCUCAAAUUCAUAGACAGCGCUAUGGAUGCAAGUACUGACCAUCCAUGAGAUCAAAAUUAUAGUUUUAAUCAUGUUUUGAGGCUAUACAAUGUUUGUGUACAUUUACUUUGUUUACAAACAUUGGAGUGAAACAAGCUUAUAUUUUGGGUUCUGAUGGGGUACACUCUUAGAAAAAAAGUGCUAUCUAGAACCUAAAAGGGUUCUUCGGCUUUCCCCAUAGGAUAACCUUUUGAAGAACCCUUUUUGGUUCCAGGUAGAACCCUUUUGGGUUCCAUGUACAACCUUUUCCUCAGAGGGUUCUACAUGGAACCCAAAAGGGUUCUACCUAGAAACAAAAAUGACCCUUUUUUCUAAGAGGGUACGACAGUUGAACUAAGCUCAUGAGGCAUUUAUAAGUUAUAUUCUUCAAAAAUCAAUCGGUACAUAUAAUUAAUUUAUAAGUCCAAAAAUGGAUGUAGCAACUGUAGAUUGCCCCUUUAAUGAUGUUAAGAGUGAUACGGUUGGUUUGCGUGGGUGUAUCAUGUCAACCAAUGAAACCCACAGGAAGUCAAAGUGGAAACUAACUACACAGCCCCAACUCUUGCUGUCUCCCACGCAGGGUUACAACGGUGCACCCAGUGCCUACAUCGCCACCCAGGGCCCCAUGCUCAACACAGUGCAUGACUUCUGGGAGAUGGUGUGGCAGGAGGGAUCCACCACCAUUGUCAUGAUCACCAAGCUAAAGGAGAAGAACGAGGUGAAAGGGAAAUGUCAAUUAUAUUCCACCUCCAUUGCUUUCCUCAAUGGUUUCCGAUGACAGACAUAUUGAUGUUUAAGUCUAAAGUCUACAAAGAGUGUGUCCUGUUUUUCAGAAGUGUGAGCUUUACUGGCCAGAGAAGGACGGCAGCUAUGGCAGAUUUGAGGUCAGAGUGUCCAUUGUGAAAGAAUGUGAUAGCUACACCAUUCGAGACAUGAUUAUACAGGUGAGAUAGUAGGUUAUUAUCAUCUGUAAACUGUAAAGUAAUGCCAGUCAAAGCGCUGGGUUACACUAGUUUUAGAACCUCAGAACUUCUGAAUUAAUGAUUGAAUGAAUGAAUGAAUGAAUGAAUGAAUGAAUGAAUGAAUGAAUGAAUGAAUGAAUGAAUGAAUGAACCAAUGAACCAAAGAACUUACUAACAACAAUGUGUCUGACAGGUGGGCUCAGAGAACAGGCAGGUGAGACACUACUGGUACUCCACAUGGCCAGACCACCAGACCCCAGACUGCACUGGGCCCCUGCUCAGACUGGUGGUGGACGUGAAUGAACACAGGCAGUCCAUCCCCAGCCCAGGACCCACCAUCGUCCACUGCAGGUCCCACUAGCACACCCCUUAACACUGGUUCUCAUUAGCUAUCACUAUGAUAAAUGUGAAAGAACAAACAAUGACGUAUGAUAGAAUGUCCUAGAAAAGAAAAUAGCCCUAGGCUACUUGAACGGUUCUCACUUCCAGCACAUUUAUAUGUUACGACACCUUAGGGAGGCUCCUUUCACAUUCCAUGUCAGUCAGAAUUAGGCUCAGAAAUGAUUUAUGGAGACUGGCUUGAAUUCACUUACUGAUGACAAAGGUGACUGCUAUGGAAUUCCGUUUGUGUUGUGAUAUACAGUAUACUGUACAUUUGGACUGUGUAUUGCUGGCAGAUACUGUAGCAGAGAGACUGUAUAAAGUAUAAAUACAUUGUAUGACAGAAGUUUGAACGUUACAGCUCUAUUUGACAUGAUCUCAUGUGCUCUGUUUUGCAGUGCAGGGAUUGGGAGAACAGGUUGUUUCAUCGCCAGCAGCAUUGGAUGCCUGCAGCUACAACACAGUAGUAGGGCUGAUGUGCUUGGAAUCGUCUGUAAGCUACGCCUCGACAGGUACUAGCCACUACACACACUUUGGCCAUCCGCCCUGCUGUUGGUAGAAAACUGUUGCCUUGCCACCUUACACCUAUACAUAUCUACUUCCAUCACUCCGGUAUCCCUGCACAUGUAAAUAUGGUAUUGAAACUGACUUUUAAAAUAUUUCCUGUAUAUAGCAUGCUUACUUACUUACUUUAUUGUGUAUUUCAUAUUUCUCAUUCUUAUUUCUUGUGGGUUUUUUUUCUAGUAAUACACUGUUUCUAGUAAUACACAUUGAUUGUUGCAUUGUUGGGCUUUGAGUUUGCAAGAAAGGCAUUUCACUGUACUUGUGCAUGUGACAUUCAAACUUGGAACUAACGUGACAAGCAAGUUUAAACCAAACUCUGUUACUUAUCAUGUAAACUAUCACAAUUAAUAAAUUAAUAGUAGCUGCUGCUACCUAUAUGUACUCUACCUACAUGUACAUAUUACCUCAAUUACCUCGACUAACCCCGGUACCCCCUGUAUAUAGCCUCGCUAUUGUUAUUUUUACUGCUGCUCUUUAGUUAUUUGUUACUUUUAUUUCGUAUUAUUUUAUAUUGUAUUUUUUUGUGAUUUUUUUUUGGUAUUCUUUCUUAAAACUGCAUUGUUGGUUAAGGGCUUGUAAGUAAGCAUUUCACUGUAAGGUGUACUACACCUGUUGUAUUCGGCGCAUGUGACAAAUACAAUUUGAUUUGAUCAAGUGAGCAUCUUUACUAUUAUCAAGUGAGCACCUUGGUUCAAACAUAGCAUUUUAUAUUUGUCUUGAGUUAUGAAGAAAAUGGUGCAGUCAUAGGGACUCUUAGACAUCAUCCCGAGUUUGGGGAUGCUGCCCUAAAGGAUGCUGCUCCCUCACGCUCUCCCUCUCUGUGUUUUUAGGGGUGGCAUGAUCCAGACCAGUGAGCAGUAUCAGUUCCUGUACCUCACCCUUGCUCAGUACAGUCGGCAGCUGGCGAACACAGACAGUGGCUCAAAGAGCCCUGUCCCUGUCCAGACCAGCAGUACUACAGGGGACAUGCGGUGACCGAGAAAGCCCAGCUAAAACUUGAUCUUUCCGCAUGGGGGAACAAGCUCCUGGAACUCUGCUCACACACUGUGGCCAUCUCAUCCUCUUGACCGUGACAUUGAUUGUGGCAUUUUUAUGGGCAUGUGAUGUGGUACUCACCAUACCAUGCGGUUGGAAUUUUAUUGAAAGUCAUUAAUAAUCAUAUUGUCCAUAUUUGCUACCAUGAUAAUAAAAAAAGUACUAUGCAUAAUGUCCUUGACUCUAAUUAGCUCUAACUGCAAUUCACUUGACCUGCUGAAGAGGAAAUUCAUAUAGUAGGUUAUUAUUAUUUUAUGUUUUUCCAGGUUCCAGGUUUAUUUCAUUAUUGAUCAAUACAUGUUGGUAUGUAAAAAAAAU
Molecule: messenger RNA, 4313 nt
Organism: Coregonus sp. 'balchen'
Lineage: Eukaryota; Metazoa; Chordata; Actinopteri; Salmoniformes; Salmonidae
Source: the annotation of a GenBank genome assembly